GAUUCAAACUUACACGGCUUCUUCGUAUGCUGCACCCUAGUUCCCUCUUUUCUGUUCAGUAUCCCCAAACCGGGAAACUGGACCGGAGGAUUCUUGAUUGAUGUGCGGAGCUCGCUCCGCCAUCACCGUGGCAUCGCAUGGAACUCGAUCGCAGCCGGCGGGAAAAACAUGAAGCAUUUGAUAUUCUGGGUGCCUCGCCACGCACGCGGGCGAAGACUUCCUUUACGACGACCACCACGACCCCCCGCAUGCCCCGCCUGCGAGCCCAGCGACGCCGUCCUUGAGCCCGAGUGCACCGAUUUCGUUUCCGGACGAUGGAACACCUCUCAGAUAGCCAGAUAGCGCGCCAGCUACGGAUUUCCGCGUGGCUUGUAUUCAGCCCUUCCACGCUUCUUUGUUACGAAUAUCUGAUCACGCUCGACGACGAAAUCGCGCGGUACUGGAGCGCGGGGCGCUCGUGGGGCUCGGCGCUGUUCUUCCUCAACCGCUACGUCGCGCUGCUGGGCUCCGUGCCGGUCGUGGUGGAGUUCAUGCUCGCGUCUAUGAAUGCGGACGCGCGGAGGAAGCAGCUGUGCUCUGCGUUCCAGUCGUACCAUUCUUAUUUUGCACUCUUUUCUCAAGUGCUGGUGUGCGUGAUCAUUGUCACGCGCACAUACGCGCUCUACGGCCGAAACAGGAUCGCGCUCACAGCCAUGGUCACUGUCGUCGGAGCCCUCGUGACUCUCGCUAUCGUUAUUCUCGUGCGAGGCGGAGACGACGGGGCUCUGUCCAGGAACCUGCUUGCGAUUGGGUGCCCGAGUGCCACCUCACAUCCACAAUCAAUCAGUACGUUUCCCUCCCCACGUACAUGUGUGUGUGUCAUCGUUCUGACGGCGAUCAGGGACUGCGAUUGCUUGGAGCGGGAUGGUAAGGAGCACUGCCUUCUUAUCUUCGACUGCAUGAUAUUCUUCAUGACGCUCUGGAAAGCCGUGCGAUUCAGUUUUAGAGGCCGAGAAAAUUCAGGAACAUUGCUGCACGUGCUGGUCCGGGACGGGUCCAUGUAUUUCGGCCUUAUGGCGAUAGCCAAUGCGGUCAAUAUCGGAACAUACACGAUGGGCGGGCCGAUAAUGAGCGGGGCGGUGACGACCGGUGUCAAUAUAUUAUCCUCGGUGCUGGUCUCCCGCCUAAUGCUCAACAUCCGCGACCCCCGGCUGCCCUUCCGCAGCUCCGGCAGCCGGGGCGGCGCGCGGGACCUCUCGUCGACGUCAACGCACGCCGGAGCCGCGACGCGCACGGCGCUGCGGGGCUCGCUGGCGAUGAACAUGGAGACGGACAUCGCGCUUGACUCGGUGUGGGUCGGUGACGGCGCGCCGGCGGACAGCGGCGCCGAUCCGUAUGUGGAGGAGUAUGAGCUCGUCGAGGCAGGGCUGCCGACGAAUAUGCUGAGGCGCUGAGCUUACCCUGACUGACGCUGUUAAAUGUAUUUUCCUGCCAUCGCUGUCGUUUUACCCACUGUAUCCCAUAUCCCUUCCGGUGCGCUUGUCGCGGUGAACUGUUCCGUGGAUGUGACAUGAGCACGGCAAGCAGAAACUGUACGUAUGUAGAUGGUCUAUGAAUUCUUCCGUGUCGAAAUCC
This is a messenger RNA of Mycena citricolor, 1614 nucleotides long. The record is from the annotation of a GenBank genome assembly. NCBI's taxonomy places the organism in Eukaryota, Fungi, Basidiomycota, Agaricomycetes, Agaricales, Mycenaceae.